Molecule: messenger RNA, 1875 nt
Organism: Cottoperca gobio
Lineage: Eukaryota; Metazoa; Chordata; Actinopteri; Perciformes; Bovichtidae
Gene: nr2e1
Product: nuclear receptor subfamily 2, group E, member 1
Exons: 9
Coding region: 183-1373 (396 amino acids)
Biological process (GO): regulation of DNA-templated transcription
Molecular function (GO): zinc ion binding; DNA-binding transcription factor activity; sequence-specific DNA binding
Source: RefSeq, a predicted model, not a curated record
UCGGAGAUCUACUCUGUCAAGUUGGACAACUCGGGACAUUGACUUUCCGAUCUCAUCGCCGCAGGCAAAGACUUCAGAGGAAAGUGCUGCGGUUUCACGAAUUUGAUUGUUUUUUGUCCGCAAGAACAAGACGAGAAAAAGGACGUUUUUCACUCUCAACUUUAUUAUUAAGUCGAGUAUCCAUGAUGAGCAAACCCGCCGGCUCAACAAGUGGCUGUCUGGAUAUUCUGAAUGUCAAAUCAAGUCGGAUUCUGGACAUCCCAUGCAAAGUGUGUGGCGACCGCAGCUCAGGGAAACACUACGGUGUUUACGCCUGUGAUGGCUGCUCAGGAUUCUUCAAGAGGAGCAUCCGCAGAAACAGGACCUACGUCUGUAAAUCUGGCUCUCAGGGUGGCUGUCCCGUGGACAAAACUCACAGAAACCAGUGCAGAGCGUGCCGUUUGAAAAAGUGUCUCGAAGUGAACAUGAAUAAAGACGCCGUUCAACACGAGAGGGGGCCCAGGACGUCCACCAUCCGCAAACAGGUCGCCCUUUAUUUCCGGGGGCACAAAGAGGUGAACGGAUCAUCGACCCAUUUCCCGGGAUCCUCCCUGUCCGGCCCUCCCUUCUUCACCACGGUCACGCAACUGGAGCCUCACAACCUGGAGAUGAGCGCAGCCAACACACCGGAAAGACAGGCCAUGGUGGGUCUGGCACAGCCAACCCCAAAGUACCCCCAUGAAGUCAGCGGCACCCCCAUGUACCUCUACGAGGUGGCGACGGAGUCUGUGUGCGAGUCAGCAGCGCGCCUCCUCUUUAUGAGCAUCAAGUGGGCAAAGAGUGUUCCCGCAUUCUCCACCCUCCCUUUAUCUGACCAGCUGAUUCUGUUGGAGGACGCUUGGAGGGAAUUAUUUGUUCUGGGCAUCGCGCAGUGGGCCAUUCCUGUGGACUCCUCUACUCUUCUUGCUGUUUCUGGAAUGAACACUGAAAACACAGAGUCUCAGCGGAUGAAUAAGAUCAUUUCUGAGAUACAAGCACUUCAAGAGGUGGUCACCAGAUUCAGACAUAUGCGUCUUGAUGCAACAGAGUUCGCCUGUUUGAAAUGUAUCGUGACGUUUAAAGCCGUUCCGACGCAUGGCAACACUGAGUUAAGAAGUUUCCGCAACGCCAGCGCCAUUGCUGCACUACAAGACGAGGCACAGCUCACACUCAACAGUUACAUACACACCAGGUACCCGACUCAGCCGUGUCGCUUCGGGAAACUGCUUCUACUCCUGCCGGCGCUCCGCUCGGUGGGCCCGUCCACCAUAGAGGAGGUGUUCUUCAAAAAGACCAUCGGCAACGUGCCCAUCACCCGGCUCCUCUCCGACAUGUACAAGUCCAGCGAUAUAUGAAUUCUCGCCAUCUGGAAAAGACUUGACCUGAAGGCCCAGAGACCCACCCAGCAGGCGGGAGAAUGUCAAAUCAUAGCAGGCGUAACCGUGGGUUGAAAUAUUGCUGAGCACAAAAUCUCUUGGGCUGUCCUAAAAUAGCCUGUUUAGGCCUAGGCUCCUUUGAAACAAAGACUGCAACACAGCCGGAAUUCACCAAGUAGCCUGUUAACAGUUGCUCUAGUUAAGUAUUAGCCUGUAACUUUCAUGUUAGAAUUACCUGAGUGAUACUGCAGUCUCUGGUGGGGGCACAGGCAGCCUGCAGUGUUUAAAUAUCGCCUAAAGACUGGAGGGAGAGCACCUGCCAAGUACGUCUGACAAAGAAAUGUUAUAUAUUAAGAAGUUUUUCGAGUGUCUGUGAGACCAAUGAGCUUGACGACCAAUUCAGUUUUUUAUUGCUGUGAUCAAUCCCAAUGGAGGAAACCAAAAAAAAAAAAAAAAAAGAUGACGCAUGCGUAUUGGGGGA